UCCAACGUCCGCCUUGUUUCCCUCCAUCUCUUCCAACCUUUCAGUGCUCGGACGUUGCGUUAAGGUGCGGAUCCAAGUCCCGCUCUUGGGGAAAUUUGAGGAAAGUCAGACGACAAAGUACCCUUCAAAGGACAGUAUAAGAUAAUUUAAAUAGAUACGACAGACACUUAUUCGCCUUUGUGCAGUUGUUUUGAAACUACAGUAAAAAUGGAUCCAAUGACUCAGUCCGCCCAGAUAUCAUCGUCGCAAGGGUUUGCUGAUGGACAAAAUUCUGCUGCCAAAGAAUCAAAGCUGUCCGAUUCCUUUCUUUCCUCUUCGCCUGUAUCUCUCAUUCAGUCUCCUCAAGACAAAAGAGUGGUCCUGGGCUCCGACAAGCCCUGCGAAGGUGUAGCGACAUCCCUUCGCUUUCCUUCUCAACCUGGCUCAUUCACCCCUGGUCAUUACGGGAGUGAAGCAGGGCCGCCAGAUGGACAGCCGGAUUCACCAAUAAAGACAUCUCCUGUUUCGGAGCGAAUAAAGGCACUUGAAGCACUUGCUGCCAAAAAGAAAGAACAUGAUUUUAGAAGUGAUGGAGGUUUCUCUCACUUCAGAGACCGCCACCAUGAGAAGUCUCCCACUGAGACCCCAAAAUCUCCCACUGAGACCCCAAAAUCUCCCACUGAGACCCCAAAAUCUCCCACUGAGAACCCAAAAUCUCCCACUGAGAAAAUUACGCCAACUGUCCAGAAAAGAGGUUCUGCAGAUCAGGAGUCACCAGAAUCCCCCUUUGAAGUACUUGGGGAUUUAAGACAAGUGAAUGAAUUUGAAGAAACAGAAGAGUGGAUGAAGGCUCAUUUACCUCCUGUCCCAGACUUUGAUGCUGUAGAUUUAAUUAAAGGCACCCAGACUUCAGACCAUGUGGCAUCAAAGGGGGCUGACAUAGUCAUACCUGAUGCUCCUGCUGCCUUUGCCAGUGUCCCUGAUGCUUUCAUGGAUUCUCCUCUUGAAGCUCCAAAACUGAAAGAUGACUUCAGUGAACCACAGAAGCAGCCAAGUGUUGAGGAGGAGUCUGAGUUUGACCUUAACUUCUUGCCAACAGCCUACAUGUGGGAUCAGCAGGAAAAAUCAGGUGUCCAAACUCUAUCAAAUCUCGAUUCAGUGCUUCCUGCUUCACCUGCACCUCCUGCAGGCUUUGGCUCCCCAUCGCCUGUCUUCCCACCAGUUCGCAGAGAUGAACAAAAUGUUUCAGAUGACAAUAAAGCCAGUUGGACUGGAGAUCUGGAACCCCCAGAGGCAAGUGAAGCGGACAGCUCAGGAGAGUCAGAUGAUACUGUCAUUGAAGAUGGUGUCACUGUUCCUACAUCUGUUCCUUCUCCAUCUUCUGAUCCAGCAGUUUCAGGUGAUCAUACCAAUACCCCUGCUUCUGCAGCUCACAAUCUUCCCAGUGAGGAAAAGGUGAUUCCUCCUCCAAAGUCGGAGAGGAAGCUAAUGCAGGUUCCCACUAUUAAUGUUAUUGAGACUGACGAGCCAAAUUACAGUGAUGAGGAGCUUGAAAUGGAGCUUGAAGCUGAAGAAGAUGAGGAUUAUGAGGUUGUAAAAGACCCUGCCAGAGAGGUUCCAAAGACCCCAGAACCAGAGCCAGAUGUCCUUAAAAAUGAAUCACCCAAGACACGUCCCUUAGAAACGGAAUUCAUGGAAGGCUACUCUCCUCCAUCCUCUCCUGUGGACUCUGAUGUCGAAUGCUCUCCCAAACACAAGAUACUCGCAUCUCUUCCUGAAACAGUCCAUCAGGAUCAGUUUGCAUCAAAUCCUGAGGCCCUACCCAAUCAAACGGAUUCAAAAGCCUCUGAGUCUGAUUCCUCCCAGGCACAAUCACAAACAAUUCCCAACAAAGGAAAUGAUGAACCCUCUCCUUUUAUAGUCACAAAUGAAGAAGUGGACUUCCCAGACAAUGACGACGAGUGGUCAGAUGAAGCGCAUGAUAUCUUGGACAAACCUUGCAAGACUGAGCUUACAUUCAUGGAACCAACUUCUGACACCCAAUCCAAAGUGGAUGAAAAGAGCAACACGGCUGCAAAAGAGGCUCCGAUGGAGACCGCUUCUCUUUCCAAGUCCAGCUUUAUGCAAGAUGAUAUAUAUGACAGAGAAUCAUUUGAUUAUGAUUAUGAUGCAUCCUCUCCCUUGGAUGACAUUGACGAUAAAGCGCUAAACAAUGCUAAGGAGCGGUUUCUGUCUGAUCCUUCUCAAAUCCAUGUUGAAACACAAAAUGCAAACACUGCACAAAAUGAUGUUACAGAGAUCAGUCAAAAUCUAGAUGAUUUCACUUUAGUGACUGAUGAUGAUGCCUUUCCCGAGCCAGCUGGUGAUCCAUCUCUAAGAGAAUAUCCCCCAAACCCAUAUUCCUCUUUCCAAAGUGAGACACUAAGCGUCACUGAGCAAGACUUCAAUAAGAAAAUGACCACUGACAUUGUUUCAGAUAACAUAACAAAUGGCAACUCCCUCCCAGCACAGAACAUUGGCUCAAAGAUCCAGCAAGACACUAAAGCAGGUCACCAUGCACCUGAUACAACAAGCAACCUAGAAGGCAUUGACCCGGAGAGCCCAGUUUCUGAGCCUGCAGAUAGCUUUGUGGAGUUCAUGCGAGAGUGCCUGAAAUCAAGGCAGGAUGAAGAACCUGACGGCACGCACCAAAGUGUUCCCUCUAAGAAAGAAUUCUGCAAAACUGGUUUGCCUCCUUUCCAGUCCCCUCCUACCAUGGUAAUGGAUCUCGAACAAGAACAGCUUACUAUCAGUGCUCUCAAGGAGCUGGGCAGCAGUCAAGAGGAGGAGGAGGUGGCUUCUCCUGACCAGGACAAAGCUAACUCCACUGCUCUAUCUAUACAGCAGUCUUCCUUUACCUCAGUCCCUAAUCCUCCAUGUUCCCAAAGCGGUCGUGUGUUUGACAGCACGUAUUCCAAAGAGGUAGAAGCCAUUGACGAAUGGGUGGCCGAAGCCUAUCAUCUUGCUGAGCAUGUCUUGACAGCAAUACUAACCCACUUAUCAGUUAAGGAUCUGGUCCACUGGCGAGACCCCAAGAAGUCGGGCUUGGUAUUUGGUCUGUCCCUGCUGCUGCUGCUGUCGCUGGCGGCCUUCAGCGUCAUCAGUGUGGUUUCCUACCUGCUGCUGGCCCUGCUCUGUGUCACCAUCACCUUCCGCAUCUACAAGUCUGUCGUCCAGGCCGUGCAGAAGUCUAGCGAUGGACACCCCUUCAAAGCGCUGAUAGAUAAGGAUGUCAGCAUCCCCCCAGAGACUUUCCGCAAGCACGUGGACUCCAGUCUGACCUACAUCAACCGUGCCCUAAAGCAGAUGAGCCGCCUCUUCCUGGUCGAGGACCUCGUGGACUCCCUGAAGCUGGCUGUGGUCAUGUGGCUGUUCACCUACGUUGGAGCCGUCUUCAAUGGAAUCACCAUUCUCAUUCUCGCUGACAUCCUCCUCUUUGCCGUGCCCCCAGUCUACGAGAAGAACAAGACCCAGAUUGAUCAGUACAUCGACCUGGCACGUACUCAAGUCAACACAACAAUCGCCAAGUUGCAAGAGAAACUUCCCGGAGCUGUGAAGCGCAGCAAAACUGAAUGAUCAACCUCGUCAUUAGAAACCUCCAUGUCACCAUCAUCCUCAUCUACAUUACCAUCUUAACCCCCGCCCUUUACCUUCUCCUUCCCCUCUCCAGAUAACACCCUACCCCUCCCCCGUCUAAUUCCUGCUCCCCACUCCAUCAACCAUCAGCACCCUACUACACUGAACCUUGCUAGGUAGAAAAUCUUUGAGCUAUUCGAUAUUCAAUGUAAAACUACUGCGCAGCUUAACUUGCAAGCAUUAAAAAGAACUGUGCCUGUGCAGACAGGAAGCACGUCGCUAGUGAGGAAGUCAUGUAACGCCGCGGCGGACCCCGACUAUCUGUGGGCGUGCCACAGGGGAGUGGAGGUAGGGUCGAGUGAACUAGACUGAAUCUAUGACCUGGUUUUGUCGGGUACUGCGAGCAGGGGGUGGAUGAUGGCUGUUACUUCACAAAAAAAAAGCAAAUGUCUGUACUCUAAACCACACAUUUCCCUGAAGGUAAAUUGAUAAUUUAAGAAAAGGAAUAAUGAAAAUUCAAUAAAACCAACCUUGUGUUAUUGUGGCUAGUCAUAUCCUGCUCUCUACAGCUGUUGUAUGAUAGAUAUGAGUUCAUUUUUAGAAGCUGGUAAUGGGUUUGCUGUUACUGAUUGGCCUGUUUGUUUGCCUUCACUUUACAGGUACCUUUGUUUGUAAGUUUCUGCAAUGCACUGAACUUUUAUUUUUUAAGCCCAUGAGCAGGUUGAAAUAAAAGGAUUGGAACACUGAGCCAGCUGUGAUAAUUUGGUCUAGUUCACCCUCUUGUGAUCAGGUGCAUUUUUUGAACAGUUUUCUGUAUGUAUAUACACCUUAGACGAGUACAGGCUCUCCCUGCUGUAUAGAACACGUUAGCCUCGCUUUUUAUAUCAAAAGAAAGUUCCCUCAUUCACAGCAGUCCUGACUUCUUUUGUUCACCUGUUCAAGCCACAAAGUGUUGAGCUCUCACGUUGACUUGUAAAUUUUGAUUCUUCUUACUUAGUACUAUUAUUGAUAUUAAUCAUAGGAUGGCUGCUUUGGCCCCGUACUAGCUUGACAAACAGCGUUGUAGGAGUUCUGUUAAGUGUUAUGUUGAGCUUCAUAAUUUUAAACUGGAGGUCUUUCAGAGGCCUCCUGACAAAUAAUUCCUGAUUGUUCAAUAAGUUAAGAGAUACCCGCUCUAAUCCCAAAAUGGCUUCCCAACUCACUGUUAGUGUUUAAAAAAAAAAAGAAGAAAAGUCUACUGCUGAACUGAGUUGAGUUUUAAAACUAUGGAGUCUAGAGUGUGCCACCAGAAUAAAAGGCUUUUACAGUGUUUCAUUAUAUUUGAUAAAACAAAUACAAGAGGUAUGGUUGAAAGCUCUGAGGGGGGAAGCUUUUUUGGGUGAAGAAUGAACUUUCACACCCAAUUUAAUUAGAGCUUUUUAUUCAUUUUGCAUUUAAAUGAUGCAGUAGUAAACUUAAAUUGGGGGGAAAAGAAUGAAAAAUCUUUAGAUUUCUGUCAGGUAUCUUUUAAAGAUACAUGUAACAACAAUUUUAAAAUGGCGAGAGGUUGGCCAGUCGCAGUUCCUGUUGCUGCUCUAGGUUAGACUGAUUAAAUUUAAGCACUGCUUACAGGUCUUAAAAUUAAAGAGACAUUAUAGAAACUGUAAAUGUUAAAGCAGGAGGUAUAUUCAGUACUUAUUAAAAUUAGUGAUUCCACUGAAAGUAUGAAAAUUGAAAAUGACAUUUAACUGAAUUUGCAAUAACUUUAAAAUGUAAAAAUUCCUGAAUGUUUAAGGGAAGUUCUGUUGGCACAUUUUAGACUCAACAAAACCUCAACAGUGACCUAUGAGGACGUUUAGAGAGGAGGGGCUUGUGUAACAACAGUUGUGUAUAGAGUGUAGCUAUGGAAGUUUAUGGAGUGAUUCUAGAGCUCGGUUUGUCACUUUUUUCUUUGACUGCCAUGAAGUGCAUGUCGUAGUGUAAGCUGGAAACAGAUUCUCACCCUUCAUAUAGGCUGUAUCAUAUUCUUGACCCUGACUUUUGUUUAAUAUGAUUAUUACUUGUGAUCGUUUCAAUGGUGUUUUUGAACUCCGUAAAAAACAUAGACAUAUGUUAGCACUACUGCUAUGCCUCCAUAUUGUUUUAAGGGAUGAAUAUAUUGAAGAAAUGAAAUUACAUGUUAGUGUUGCUGUUUCAUUGUACCCCGAAGUAAGUUUGCUGGGAGUGAAUGUCCCCCGAUUACUGAAAGGCCAACAGUGGAAGAUCAUCUUUUCAUUUCCUCUCAAUGCAGUAACUACUCAAGCUACUACUACUCGACAUGUGCCUGUGUGCUGAAUGUUUUCUCUGGUGGAACAUUCCUUCCCAUGCAUGCCCUCCACUGUGAGUCAUCUCACUGUGAUUGACUCACAGAUUUCUUGGUUGACCCGCCCCCCUGUGCAUUGUGUCAUUCAGACUCUUGGGUGUUAAAGCCAAAAUAUGCAACGUUUCUGUUGGAGAUACUAGCUGUUAGUUGGUUGUUGGUGAGCAGCAUCUGUAAAGGUGCAAAAGAAGCAGACAGUGAGUGGGGAAUCAGGCGGCAAUACAGAGACCGAUGGCUUUGGCAUGCAUCCAGUUUAUUUAUUUGAAUGUGGAGAAGUUGCAUAUUGUAGCUUUACAUGGUGUCAUUUUCAUCUAAAAGAAAAACUUCAUGCAAGCUACUGGAGCCGUUAUACUUACAUAAAGUCAGUUUAUUUAUAGGGUCAGUCAGUUCAACCAAAUUAAAAGAGGGUGUAUGUCACACACAAGCUAGUGGGAUCUGAAGAUGCAGAUUUUCAUUCUUUCUGAACUGACCCUUUGAUGUUCAGCCAGUGACCUUUAAGCUGUGCUAUAAAAGCUAACCAGCUUUUCAUAUGCACAACACCUUUAAGUGAACCUUUAGUUCAGAACAGGCCAUGUUUGUGUUAGUGUUCUACCAAGGCUAAAUAGAUAACUACUUCUCUGAAUCAUAGUUGGCUUAUUUCUUUAGAGUGUAAUAUAUAAUAUGAAUAAAACUCCAUAUUUUAUCCUGUUCCUUCACAGCAUGUUGCUUUUUUCCUUUUCCAGUGCGUCGCUGUGUUUUCAUCGGGUAAUGGGAGUGUGUGACAGGACUGUUUGACUUUUUUUUUUCUCUCUGGUGAGUCUUUUUUUUUUUUUGCUUUUGACUCUUUGCUGGUAUCUAGAUGUUGUUCACUAACAUCAGCUCUGUUUUGUAUAAUGACUUGGGUUCCAGUUUUUGAAGCUUUGGGAAAGAUGUUGCAGGCAAAAAAAAAGAAAAUGGAAAAAAAGUAUGUGGUCUCUGUACUGAUGUCAAAGUGAAAUUAAUAAAAACAUGUCAAAGGAC
Micropterus salmoides (largemouth bass) is the source of this 6931-nucleotide messenger RNA. RefSeq names its product reticulon 3 (gene rtn3). Lineage: Eukaryota; Metazoa; Chordata; Actinopteri; Centrarchiformes; Centrarchidae. The record is from RefSeq and is a predicted model, not a curated record. The coding region runs from base 208 to 3594 and encodes 1128 amino acids. The transcript has 9 exons. Gene Ontology annotation, biological process: brain development; neuron differentiation; endoplasmic reticulum tubular network formation. Gene Ontology annotation, cellular component: neuron projection; postsynaptic density.